This is a messenger RNA of Heterobasidion irregulare TC 32-1, 2037 nucleotides long. RefSeq lists its product as uncharacterized. Gene Ontology annotation, molecular function: protein binding. The transcript has a single exon. The coding region runs from base 13 to 1812 and encodes 599 amino acids. The record is from RefSeq and is a predicted model, not a curated record. NCBI's taxonomy places the organism in Eukaryota, Fungi, Basidiomycota, Agaricomycetes, Russulales, Bondarzewiaceae.
GAGGGCGCUGAGAUGAACGAGCAAAGACAACACAGUGGAAAAGCGCUGCAGGCGGCGUCUCGAGAUGGGCAUGAAGCCGUCGUGCGACAGCCGCUGGAUAGAGGUGCGGAUCUUGAGGCGCCGGGAGACCCUAGCAACGCACUACAGUUGGCGUCUGAAGGCGGUCACGAAGUUAUCGUCCGACUGCUGCUGGAUCGAGGCGCGGAGGUCAACGCUCAAGGAGGAUGGCGGGGAAAUGCACUGCAGCUGGCAUCUGAAGGUGGCCACGAAACCGUCGUGCGGCUGCUUCUGGAGCACGGUGCCGAUGUCAAUGCACCAGGAGGGGAGCCCGGGGCCGCGCUGCAGGCGGCAUCCGCAUGUGGUCACGAAGCCAUUGUGCGUCUGCUACUGAACCGAGGUGCGGAUGUUAAUGCACAAGAUGGAGAUUUUGGGAACGCGCUCCAGGCAGCGUCUCAAGGUGGUCAUAAAGUCAUCGUGCGACUACUGCUAGAGCGAGGCGCGGAGGUCAACGCUCAAGGAGGAUGGCGGGGAACCGCAUUGCAGGUGGCAUCUCAAGGUGGACAUGAAGCCGUCGUGCAGCUGCUUCUGGAGGAAGGUGCCGAUGUCAAUGCACCAGGAGGGGAGCCCGGGGCCGCGCUGCAGGCGGCAUCUGCAUGUGGUCACGAAGCCAUUGUGCGUCUGCUACUGAACCGAGGUGCGGAUGUUAAUGCACAAGAUGGAGAUUUUGGGAACGCGCUCCAGGCAGCGUCUCAAGGCGGUCACGAAGUCAUCGUACAACUGCUGCUGAACCGGGGUGCCGACGUCAAUGCAUCAGGAGGGAUUUUCGGAAAUGCGUUGCAGGCGGCAUCUUCGGGUGGCCACGAAGCCGUCGUACGCUUGCUGCUGGACCGCGGUGCUGAGGUCAAUGCUCGAGGAGGAGAGCACGAGACUGCACUGCAGGCGGCGUGUACGCAAAACGAUGAAGCCACCGUGCGACUGCUGCUAGAUCGCGGUGCAGAAGUCAAUGCCCAAGGCGGGCUUUUUGGGAACGCACUGCAGAUGGCUUCUCUGUCUGGUCACGGACUCAUCGUGCAACUUCUGCUGGAGCAAGGUGCCGAGGUAAACGCUCAAGGAGGACUCCACGGGAGUGCAUUGCAGGCAGCAUCCCAUAACGGCCAUGAGGCCAUCGUAUGCCUCUUGCUGGAUCAAGGUUCUGACAUCGAUGCUCGAGGAGGGAUUCAUGAGAAUGCACUUCAGGCGGCAUCUCAGCAUGGACACCUUGCCAUCGUACAAAUGCUGUUGGAUCGAGGCGCAAAGGCCAAUAUACAGGGAGGACGGUACGGGAGUGCGCUGCGGGCGGCGCUGACUCCUGAUUUUCGACCGCCCGGUUCCUUUGCGCUUCGGAAGCUGAGCAAAGAGAUGGCGAUGGCCCUAUGGGAUGCCGGUGCUAGGCUCUAUUCCAUACCGUCCAUGGCGCAUUCGGAGGAGUACAUCUAUGGGCUGCCAGACAUGGACUCGAUGGCGUUGGAAGGCCAUCCCAAAGUUUCGGAAACGCUUGCUUCCCGUCGCGCUGCUCGUGAACAACGUGCAGAGGCGCUGCCCCGCGUGGCGGUUCUCGCAGCCCGCGCCCGCGCCGCCAAACCUCGUGCAGCUGAGUGCGGGAGACAUGGAGGGAGAGCGCGCGGGCACGGGCGGGGAGGCGGAGCCAACGGUAUGACUGGUCACAUUCGCAAACGCGAUCCCUGUCUCUCUCCGCCAGCGAUGAUAUCAAAAUCCUCAGGCAAUCGCCGACGGACGCAGAGUCUGACUGUGACCAGCAUCAGGCCGCUCUAAGAUGGCCGAUGCGAUAUUUGAGGGCGACGGUCGCGCAGCCAGCCGGAUUGUUCGAUCCCCAGCGAUUUCAGAGCGUGUACUUACCCAUUUCAUGAUAUCCUUUGCCUGCUAAUAAAUUGAACAGGCCCUUUUCGUGAUACUUGUACAUGCGCAGACGGGAUAAUUCCUGCCUGCAUGAGUAGCGUGUAAAUGUUAAUCUAUUAUACACGACUCACGCGUACAUGG